Molecule: messenger RNA, 392 nt
Organism: Cladophialophora yegresii CBS 114405
Lineage: Eukaryota; Fungi; Ascomycota; Eurotiomycetes; Chaetothyriales; Herpotrichiellaceae
Exons: 1
Source: RefSeq, a predicted model, not a curated record
GACUUCAUUGGCAGCUCCUUCGUGGCCGCGCUCGAUCAGCCCGGCCUGACUGAGCAGAUCGACCUCCUCCAUGAGGCAACAUGUGCCAUUCCCAUCAAUGAUGGUUUCGCCGUUGUCGAGGACGCUCUCUCGGCCCUGGGCACCGACCUGAUAGCCGACCUGCUCAAAUACCACGUCGUGGCUGGCCAGGGCGAUGUCUGGCACUUUGAUGACUGAAGUCGGAACCCAGUUAGCGACAUUGCAAGGCCAGAAUACCUUUGAGCGUCUCAAUCACCCCUGCUGGAGAAUACUUCUCUAACAACGCUGAAGUCAACUACGUCCACUUAGCGGUCUCAGAGGGUGUUGUCAUCUUCAUAGACAAUGUGUGGAACCCAAAUGCGUCGUGGAGUCCC